AUGUCCGGAGACCUGGAGUCCAGCUUGCUGAAGUCUCAGCCUUCCUCUCCUUCAUCGUCCUCAGAGGCAUCUUUCUCUUCUUCUUCUUCAUAUGACUUGGAGUACGCUCGUAUUUGUCAGGACGACAAGGUCGAGAGCUUCCGUAUUGAAACUCUCGAAGUAGAGGAUGAUAUCUCUCUCGACGACACCUUCGUCACACCUCGACCCUUGCCGCCUUGGCUGAGAUAUCCAAAGAGCUUUGCCUUGGCCUUGGUCCCGAGUUUCUUGCAUCCAGUGGACCCGGAUGCAACAACAAAGCCCCUUCAUCCAUCAGCUUGGCUCGCGUUUUUCGUCGUUUGCCACCACUGGUCCCUAUGUACGCUGACCGUCGAGGUUCGCCGCGGCUUCAUGAGCGAUGAUACCCCUCUCUUCCUCCAGCUUCCGAUCCUCCGCUUGGCUCUUUCAGGACUGUCGAAUGUCUGCGUCUUCUUCGUCAUCUCCGGUUAUGCCCUGAGUUACAAGCCCAUGAGGCUUAUCAAGCAGAAGAAGUCGGCCGAGUUUGCAAUCGCCGCCGCUUCCUCUGCUUUUCGUCGGUAUAUCCGCCUCUUCCUCCCGACAAUGAUCACGUCACUCGCUGUCGCCGGCCUGGCCUACUUCAAACUCUUUGAGCUUGAGCCUAUACCUGGUCCAACUAUCACCAUGUUCAGGCCACCAGCACUGGACAAUGCAUGGGACCAGAUAGUCGGAUGGUGGGGGCACUUCUCAAAUUUGUCUGACCCAAUGGCCAAGAAUAUCGAAAGAGGAAGAGGGUUCCCCUAUCAGCCGCAACUUUGGACCAUCCCCGUGGAGUUUGACGGUUCACUCAUUAUCUUCUUGGCACAUAUCGCCUUUUACCGAGUUCGCCCUAGCGUUCGAAUCUUUUUCCUUGUGUGCCUACUCGUCUACACGAUUCACUCCGGCUACUGGCAUUUCUUUCUUUUCUUAUCUGGCCUGCUCCUCGCUGCCCUCAGAUUCUACGGCGAUGAUGAGGAUGCCGAUUACGAGAGCAAUGGCUACGACUGGCAAACUCUGCCGCACCUAUCGAGCCCUUCGUACUGGCGACGCCAGGGACUGAGAGGGUUCAAUGCCCCAAUUUCGUUCAUUAGAUCUUCAAAACCUUACGGUAUCUCCAAGAAGAGCCUCCAAUUAGCCUCUUUCAUCGGCUCCCUCUGGGUGCUGUCAUUCCCUGAGGGGAGCGGAAGUGUCGCGCAAACCCCAGGAUUCAGAACCAUUUCCUGGCUAACCCCUGCACGAUACGGCGAAGGCGACUGCUUCUGGAUCCCCGUCGCCGCAGUAUGGCUGGUUUUCACUAUUGACCAGUCGCAAUUCAUUCAGCAGAUUUUCACGGGUCGGAUAAUCCAAUACCUCGGCCGGAUAUCGUUCGCAAUCUACCUCGUUCACAACUGUCUGAUUUGGCUAUGGGGCUAUCACCUCGUUCAGUUCUUCAGUGCCAUUACUGGCGUCUCUCUUGAGGCCAACCUUAGCAUUGACUGGGGCUUUGUUGUCUUUCUUUCAACGUGUCUUUACUUACUGGGUGUCGUCUGCGUGGCGGAUUUCGUGCAGAGAUAUGUGGAUGUCAACGCUGUUAAGUUUGCGGCUUGGUUCGAGGGGAAGUUGAUUGAGAAGACAAAGUAG
Molecule: messenger RNA, 1653 nt
Organism: Colletotrichum fioriniae
Lineage: Eukaryota; Fungi; Ascomycota; Sordariomycetes; Glomerellales; Glomerellaceae
Biological process (GO): polysaccharide biosynthetic process
Cellular component (GO): membrane
Molecular function (GO): acyltransferase activity, transferring groups other than amino-acyl groups
Source: RefSeq, a predicted model, not a curated record